Molecule: messenger RNA, 1362 nt
Organism: Rangifer tarandus platyrhynchus (Svalbard reindeer)
Lineage: Eukaryota; Metazoa; Chordata; Mammalia; Artiodactyla; Cervidae
Source: the annotation of a GenBank genome assembly
AUGGCCUUCCUGAUACACCUGCUGGUCUGCACGUUCGGGAUGGGCUCCUGGGUGGCCAUCAACGGGCUUUGGGUGGAGCUGCCCCUGCUGGUGACGGAGCUACCGGAGGGCUGGUAUCUGCCCUCCUACCUCACAGUGAUCAUCCAGCUGGCCAACAUCGGCCCCCUGCUGGUCACCCUGCUCCAUCACUUCCGCCCUGGCUGCCUCUCCGAGGUGGCCGUUGUCUUCACCGUGCUGGGGGUGGGCACCAUCGCCUGCACCCUCUUCGCCUUCCUCUGGAACGUCACUUCCUGGGUGCUGGGCAGCCGCCACAGCAUCGCCUUCCUAGUCCUCACCUUCUUCCUGGCCCUGGUGGACUGCACCUCCUCUGUCACCUUCCUGCCCUUCAUGAGCAGGCUGCCCACCUACUACCUCACCACCUUCUUUGUGGGCGAGGGACUCAGCGGCCUCCUGCCUGCACUUGUGGCUCUUGCCCAGGGCUCGGGUCUCACCACCUGCGCCAACGUCACGGAGAUAUCGGCCACCACCCUGAGCUCUGAGGCCACCAGGAACCUUACUGGGACAGCACCCUCCGCGAUCCGCCUGGAAAGCCGUUACCUGCCCGCCAACUUCCCGCCCUUGGUCUUCUUCCUCGUGCUCUCCUGCAUGAUGGCCUGCUGCUUUGCCGCCUUCUUUUUCCUCCAGCGUCAACCCAAGCGCUGGGAAGCCUCCAUAGAAGACCUCCUCACCUCUCAGGUCACCCUCUACUCCAUCCGGCCGCAGGAAGGGAAGGACCUGGGUCCCCCAGAGGACAGCGGCAAGGCCCAGGACCCUCUGGAGGAGAAGACGGCCCCCCAGCGCCCGGCCCGCCUGACUUUCAUCUACGUCCUGGUGGCCUUUGUGAACGCGCUCACCAAUGGCGUGCUGCCCUCGGUGCAGACCUACUCCUGCCUGUCCUACGGGCCUGUGGCCUACCACCUGUCGGCCACCCUCAGCUCCAUGGCCAACCCUCUCGCCUGCUUCCUCUCCGUUUUUCUGCCUAACAGGUCUCUGCCGUUCCUGGGAGUCCUCACAGUGCUCGGGACCAGCUUCGGAGCCUACAACAUGGCCAUGGCUGUGAUGAGCCCCUGCCCCCUCAUGCAGGGCCACUGGGGCGGAGAAGUCCUCAUCGUGGUUUCUUGGGUGCUGUUCAUUGGCUGUCUGAGCUACGUCAAGGUGAUGCUGGGUGUGAUCCUACGCGACCACAGCCGCAGCGCCCUCUUGUGGUGCGGGGCGGCGGUGCAGCUGGGCUCGCUCCUGGGAGCGGUUGUCAUGUUCCCGCUGGUCAACGUGUUGAGACUCUUCUCAUCCGCUGACUUCUGCAGCCUGCAGUGCUCCGCCUAA